GGUGUUGUGUGACCGUCUUUUGCGUGAAGUUGAGCUGACCUCUGUGGUCCAUGCGCUGCUAAUGGAUUUUACGUGGACAUGCAGGUGUUGACGUAGUUUUCAUCCAGAGUCUAACAACUGUCAAAUAUCUUGCUUCUCUAUUCGUGUAAUGAAGCUCCCAGAUUGACGGAUCAGAUAAGAUCCCACUAGAGUUGUCAGAUUAGCCAAUUGGUCCCCGCCUUUGAUCGGUUGGGAGACUGGCGUUUCAUUUCCGUUACCGAUUCCUCACAGGCCCUGGGCGUCUGAAGGCAGUCCGAUCUGUCAUUUUCGGUCGGCUUAGAUUAAUAUCUCCGACAGCGUCCCCUCCCGGAUCAAAGCUUGUUCUCAUUCCGGUGUCAGUGAGCUGAUUUACCCAUGUAGCUGAUGAAAGCUGCUAGCCGAUUUUUGUAACAUUUACACGGUCGCGCUUGUAGGCCAACCCAAAGUAUCUCGUCCACGUCUCACGGAAAUCUUGAUUCCACGUAUUUAUAUGCGAAGCUAUGUCCUUCCAUGCUGGACAUGAUCAAUUAUAAUGAAAUAUUGCCAAUAACCUUUUCCCUGUAUUUUCUCCUUGCCGUCUUCAUCGCAUCCCUGUGCUCCCGCAUGCGGCAAGUCCCUCCGUGCUGGAUAUCAACUCCCCGGUGCUGCCGAUCUCACACCUUGUUUCUCUGUGCAACAAACUCCUCCGUGUUCGAUAUAACUAUCUACCGAUGUUGCUGAUCUUACCCCUCUCUGUCUAUCUCUGUCUGUCUCUGUCUAUUUGCCGCAGGUCCCUCCGUUCUGGAGAUCAUCAACUCCCUGCUGAGCCACCUGCGUCAGUCCGUGACUGCUGACCGGGGCGCCGGCACGCACAAGGACCAGAGCGACGAGCGGCAGUACCAGGAGGCGCUGAUCGACGCGCUCGGAGAGUUCGCCAAUAAUCUGCCCGACUAUCAGAAGAUCGAGAUUAUGAUGUUCAUCAUGGGCAAGGUGCCGCAGUACCCGGGAGACCGGGAGCGUCAGGAGGCCGACUCGGAGGGCGAGGUGCUGCUACAGAACAUGCUGCUCAGGAGUCUGCUCAAGGUGAGCACCAAAUACACAUCGUUGAACCUGGCCACGACGUUCCCGCUAUCGUUCCUGGACCCGCUAAUGAGGAUGUCUCUGGCCCCCGAUCCGGAGAUUCGGCUCAUUGUUCAGCAGAUUCUGCACACGCUCAUCGAUAGGCGAGGCAACCUGGCCAAACUGGAUAAACCCAGACUGGACGUCACUCAGUUGGACCUCCAGCUACACAAGUGUUCCCGACAGGACGUCAUGUUCAUUAAACGGAACGGCCCCGAGAUGCUGCUCUGUCUGCUGGAGAGUCUGGAGCUCGCCAAUAACGGUCUGGAGAACCUGGAGGCUGUGUACCGCACGCUGGCGCUUCUCUGGCUGGAGGUGAACGGACCCGACUUCCUGCCUGACGUGCUGCGACUGACCCUAGAUAUGCAGGAGAUCGCCCUGAACUCUGAGAUGAGCCAAACACUGCGGAUAAACCUGCACAUUCUGGCCAUUACCUUCGCCAACUUCGUGUCCUGCCACUCCAACGUACCGGGACUGUUCCAGUACGUCAAGCAGGUGGUGUCUGCCCGCCAGCUGGCCUCCUCCCACCUCCUCCCGGACCUGAAGAGUCAUUACGACCCGCACCUGGGCCGCGAGCCUCCGGCCGCGCCGCUGCUCCUGGACCAGGCGCGGCUGACCGAGGUGCUGACCACCCACGGACUGGACGCCAGCCGACUGCAGACGCCCUUCAGCAACAUGAUGCCCAGUUCGGCGUCUGUGUGGCAGAAGCGUCAGAGCAUCCUGCAGAACAGCGACCGGGACCUGAACAACAUCACAGUCGAGGUGGACAGCAUGUCCUCCUCCAUAGGACUCUUCAAGCCGAAGCCGCCGCCGGAGUCGGUGAGUUUCGAGGCGAUGCGUCGCCUGGUGAGAGCACCGCCGGAGGAGAGGAGGGCAGAGCAGGAGGAGGAGCGUCAGAAACUGACAGAGGCGUGCCGCACACUCAGUCUGCACGCGCUCAGCCAGCAGAGCGGCGCAGGGGCUGACACGCUGCGUGAGAAGCUGGACGAGAUAUUCGCCCGCCUGAGUGACGCUCCGGACGGCGAGGCGGCCGGCGCGCUGAGCGACGACCCGGGUCAGCCUCCCGUAUACCGGGCACCCACACUACAGGAGAUGCACUUCCCCGAGCUCUUUGUCUACUGAACGGUGACGUAGGCAAAGCGGUCCCUCCCCAGCUUCUUCUAGCUCUCUGGAAUCUGUGCGGGAGAGUGGUAGCUCGUCUCGGCUUGCUUCCCUGCUCGCUGGGCUGCUGUAGGCUAGUCUCUGUGAGCAGUGUCAGGUGUGGUGGGGCAGCUUCCAAAGGAUGACAGCGAAUGAGCUGACCGGUUUAGCGACUCAUCCUCUUCAGGACGGAGAACGGGGCAUACUGAGCCGUCGUUGGGUACGACGGUAACUAGAGUGACCUUUUUGGAUGCAUCUAACAACGCGUCAUUGAAUUCCGAACAUUUAUGGAUGUGUUUAAAAGAAAUGCACCCCAAAGCCGUCAGAGCGACAGGAAAAGGCAUGUGAUGUGGAGUUUCAGGGCACCUGAAAAAAAGAUUCUAUUGUAGUAGACGUGUUAUAAGAUGAGCUGAGCGAAAUAAGAAUCAGCUGGUGGUCGUUUGGUCAUAUCAGGAUUGGCAAAUGGUCCAUGCGCUGUUGAUUGUCGGUUGUCCGCUUAUAUUUUGUCUGUGUCAUUCGAGGAUAUUCUACGAUGUCACCCGAAUCCCUUACUGUGGUUUAUUGCUUGGCUAGUUUGACGUGGUUGUUUUAUCAGUAGCCUACGGUUUAUGUGAUGUCCUUGCUCUAUUCGGAUCUUAGUGUCGCUAACGUAAAUUGUGAACAAGUCAUAUUGCUGUGAGCUCAAUAUUCCUACAGAAUAGCCAAUCCAUCUCUUGAACUGUUGUACCAUGGAAUGCCAUAUGUGUUAAAUUGUUGAUUUUGAAAGGACUUAUGAGUUAUGGCGAUGAAUAAAAUGUGAAAUCGCCAA
Messenger RNA from Amphibalanus amphitrite, 3064 nucleotides. RefSeq names its product protein EFR3 homolog B-like. The record is from RefSeq and is a predicted model, not a curated record. Lineage: Eukaryota; Metazoa; Arthropoda; Thecostraca; Balanomorpha; Balanidae. The transcript has 9 exons. Bases 967 to 2238 code for a protein of 423 amino acids. Gene Ontology annotation, cellular component: plasma membrane. Gene Ontology annotation, biological process: protein localization to plasma membrane.